AUGUCGCUCAAGAACCACCAGUUUACGCUCAACACGGGCGCCAAGAUGCCCGCCAUCGGCCUGGGCACGUGGCUGGCCAAGCCGGACGAGGUGCGCGUGGCGGUCAAGACGGCCCUCGAGCAGGGCUACCGCCACAUUGACGCGGCGCGCGUCUACGGCAACGAGCACGAGGUGGGCCAGGCGCUCUCCGAGUCGAUCCAGGCGGGCAUCCUGAAGCGCGACGACGUCUUCAUCACGUCCAAGCUCUGGAACACCGACCACGCCCCGGAGCGCGUCGAGGCCGGCCUGCGCCGCUCGCUGCGCGACAUUGGCGUCGAGUACCUCGACCUCUUCCUCGUGCACUGGCCCAUCGCCUUCAAGGGCACCGCCGACGAAAACGUCCUCUUCCCGCGCAACGACCAGGGCCAGAUCGACGUCGACACUUCGCAGUCCAUCGCCGCCACCUGGGCCAAGAUGGUCGAGAUGAAGCGCAAGGGCCUCGUCCGCGCCAUCGGCCUCUCCAACGUGUCCAAGGACAUGGUCCAGGCCGUCUGCGACGCCGCACAGUCCGACGACGAGGUGCCCUCGAGCGUCCAGGUCGAGUACCACCCGCUCGUCGCACCGCUCCAGAGGGAGCUCAAGGACUACUGCGACAGCAAAAAGAUCAUCCUCACCGCCUACUCUCCCCUCGGCAACAACCGCAUCGGCGAGCCGCUCCUGGUGCAGCGGCCGACGCUGCUCGACGUCUCGGCCAAGACGGGCCACACGCCCGCCCAGAUCCUCAUCCAGUGGAUCGUGCGCAACGGCGUCUGCGUCAUCCCAAAGUCGGUCACGCCCUCGCGCCUCCAGUCCAACCUCGAGUCGCUCGACUUUGACCUCUCCGACGACGAGCGCAACGCCGUCGACGCCCUCGCCAACGACAACGUCGUGCGCUACAACGUCCCCAUCCGCUACGCCGCACCCAACGGUCCCUGGCUCGUCGACCUCUUUGGCACCGAAAACGAAAAGACCGACGCAAUCUGGAAGGUCGCCACCGGCCGCGUCGAAAAGAUCUGA
Messenger RNA from Pseudozyma flocculosa PF-1, 1035 nucleotides. RefSeq lists its product as uncharacterized. The record is from RefSeq and is a predicted model, not a curated record. Gene Ontology annotation, cellular component: cytosol. NCBI's taxonomy places the organism in Eukaryota, Fungi, Basidiomycota, Ustilaginomycetes, Ustilaginales, Ustilaginaceae. The transcript has 3 exons. Gene Ontology annotation, molecular function: aldose reductase (NADPH) activity. The coding region runs from base 1 to 1035 and encodes 344 amino acids.